[Torrubiella] hemipterigena is the source of this 495-nucleotide messenger RNA. The record is from the annotation of a GenBank genome assembly. NCBI's taxonomy places the organism in Eukaryota, Fungi, Ascomycota, Sordariomycetes, Hypocreales, Clavicipitaceae.
AUGAAAUUUCAGCUACUUGCUAUUCUGGCUGCGGCCACUACUACUAUUGCCUCAGGCAAUCCCUGUGCUGGUCAGACGGAUUGCCCUGAUGGAAACGCGUUUCUCGAUAUGAUCGACUACGGCCUCCAAGCAAACGGCCGCCCGCGCAGUAUCCGCUUCCGAGACCGCUGGGGCUGCCGCGCUAUUCCAACCGGUAGCUCAGAUUGCGUCUCUAUGUGGAUUAAUAACCGCCGCGCCCUUGCAUGCUUUGACACACGAGGCUACCACGCGUCCUUGCAGUACCCCGACAACAACGUCAAGCUUUGCUACAAUGUCAAUGUGGAAGGGGCUCCAGAGUGCACUGGGGAGAUCUGGUCUGUUGGAAAUGAGAUUCCUUGCAACUAAGAUAAUCUGUACAAUAUGUGUAUAGAUAUUUGGAGUUGGUGGAGUUGCUUGUAUAUUUGGUUCUUUGAUCCGGUGUUGUGGCAGUUUAGUGUAUCUUCUGUAAAUAAUGUU